Molecule: messenger RNA, 873 nt
Organism: Podospora pseudopauciseta
Lineage: Eukaryota; Fungi; Ascomycota; Sordariomycetes; Sordariales; Podosporaceae
Exons: 1
Coding region: 1-873 (290 amino acids)
Molecular function (GO): oxidoreductase activity
Source: RefSeq, a predicted model, not a curated record
AUGGCCAUCGACCACCUCCCCCCCUCAGGCGACGUAACCGCCCCCCUCAACUUCUACUCCCCCCCCUCCGACAAUUCCCCCCCCUUCAACCUUGCCGACCUCCCCCCCGACUCCCCAACUCCCCCCCGAAACUACGGCUCAACCCCCGUCCCAACCCUCAUCCACGACGCCCGCCCCAACCUCGCCUCCUUCACCUUAGACCGUGACUCCUUCCAAAUCCUCACCUCCCAACCCCCUCCCACUUCCGAACCCUCCCUCUUCACCUCCGACACCUCCAUCAAAACCCACUACUACCCCGAAAUAACCUCCCUCCUCCUCUCCACCAUCCCAAACGCAACCCACAUCCUGAUAUUCGACCACACUAUCCGCCUCCCCUCCCCAUCCGCCCCCCGAACCCCCGUUCAGCGCGUCCACAUCGAUCAAACCGCCCUAUCCGCCGCCCAGCGCGUAAGGAAACACCUCCCCCCCGAGGAGGCCGACAAAAUCCUCUCAACCGGCACCCGAUACCGCAUCAUCAACGUCUGGCGACCCCUCAAUGACGCACCCCUUGAAUCCUUCCCCCUCGCUUUUGCCUCCAGCGCAAGUUUACGAGAUGAGGAAGUGGUGCCGGUAGAGCACAGGUACACCCAGACGGGCUACAUAGGGCAGACGGCCGCCAUUGCCCAUCAUCCUGAUCAAAAGUGGUAUUACCUUUCCGCGAUGCAGAACACCGAACGGAUUCUCCUGCAGUGUUUUGACUCGGAGGCGCUAAAGGAAAACAGUGAGGUCAAGGGGGGGAGGGUGGCGCACUCGGCGUUUGAGGAUCCACGCACCAGACCGGAGGCCGAGGGGAGGAGGAGUAUCGAGGUGAGGGCUUUGGUUUUUGGUCCUUGA